AUGCGCAAAGUUGCCGAGGAAACUCGUAUUCCUUUCAGCACAUUACAAAUAAGGAUAAAGAAAGAUAAAUUUAAACCUCUAAAAUUAGGAAGGCAUGCCGUUUUUAACGAAGAGCAAGAAAAUAUACUUACAGAAAAAGCAACAGCAUCAACUAGCAGUAGGAACGUUAUAGGACCGCAACCUUCUACAAGUGUUGAUAUUACAAAUUAUAAACCAAAUGAUAUUAUAAAUCAAGAGAACAAUAAAUCCGACAGUGAACCUCUAGCUAGCGUACUUUCACAACUAAUACCUCUGCCUAGCAUUGAUAAAGGUAAAGGCAUAGGAAAAAAACACAUCAAUCAGGAAUUCUUACUGCAUACAAGAGGCAAAGUAAUUAAGAAGAUAAAAGAAAUUAAAAAGAACUUAUUUAAGUCAAGUUCAUCUGAAAAAUCGGCUGAUGAACAGGUUCCGUAUGACGACAGUGCCUUAGAAAAUAUUGAAAUUCCGCUAAACAUCCAGAAAAAUACUCAGAAAGAGCGUGAUCAGUCUGUGUGCACGAUAUGCCUCGAAGAGGGAAUACUGAGAGAAAUCUGGUACCGUUGCCGUCUCUGUGCUGGAUGGGCUCAUGAGGCAUGUACAGGAUGUGAUGAUCCAAAUCGCUAUCGCUGUGAUUUUUGCAUUUAA
Molecule: messenger RNA, 663 nt
Organism: Parnassius apollo (apollo)
Lineage: Eukaryota; Metazoa; Arthropoda; Insecta; Lepidoptera; Papilionidae
Source: the annotation of a GenBank genome assembly